AGAAACGCCAUCUAGAUCGUUUUACAGCAGAGCUGCAGACGACUCAUUCAUUGCGCGGUUUCUACUCUUCAAGUCAUUGGCAAAUUGAUACUUGGGAAAAUCAGUUCACAAAUGAGAUCUUAAUCAUUCAACACAAAAUCAAGGGAUCCCACCAGAUACAUGGAGGCGAGCCAGACCCGAGAUUGCACGGUUUACGUCUCAAACUUCCCAUUUUCGCUAACAAACAAUGACCUUCAUAAAAUUUUUGGACAGUACGGCACCGUAAAUAAGGUAACCAUUGUCAAAGACCGACAGACGAGAAAGAGUAAGGGAGUAGCCUUCAUCGUUUACAAAUCGCAAAAGGAGGCGUCCAAUUGCAUCCAGCAGACCAACCAGAAAGAAAUGUUGGGUCGUAUUUUGAAAUGUUCUAUUGCCAAAGAUAACGGCCGGACAGAGGAAUUUGCGACUCAAAAAAGAACCUACGAAGACAAAUCCCGCUGUUUUGAAUGUGGUCAAGAAGGCCACCUGAGUUAUCAAUGCCCUAGUAACGCACUGGGAAGUCGCGAACCGCCCAAGAAAGUAAAAGGGACAGGAAAAUUUCAACAUGAUGACGGCGACCAGGACGAUUCGCUCGGUGCUGCAAUUCGUUAUGAACAGCAACAGAGAACGACACAAGAGCAAUUAGCUUCAACUACGCCAAAUAUCCGAAGAAAGAAAUUUAAACCAAGUUCUUACUUUAGUGAUGAAGAAGAGAUCAGUGAUUGAUGCAGUUGUAUUUUUUAAAUGUUGUAACCCUUUUGCGACUCUGCCUGACAGGCUGAUAUGGGAAUCAUUGGACCUGCUUAAGUAAGACGUGAAACUUCUACAACAAAGACCCAGUAUAGAUUUCAUUUUUUCGUCGGGUGAAGUUAGACAAUCGACGCCGAAGAAUCCAACAACGCCGAAGUUCCUUAGCUUUGGUAACAUCUUACUAGACUUGUCCAAUUCCAAAGGAAUAGCGACCAUACUGAUCGGGAUCGGAGCGACAUACAAGUUAUGGAAAAAAACAAAGUCAGCCUUUGAUCGAUUGCGCAUUUGGAUCGAAGAUAGAAGACACAAGUCCAGUGUUGAACCCAUCCCUGUCUCCAUCAAUAAAUAUUGGCGAAAACUCA
Molecule: messenger RNA, 1130 nt
Organism: Daphnia magna
Lineage: Eukaryota; Metazoa; Arthropoda; Branchiopoda; Diplostraca; Daphniidae
Product: zinc finger CCHC-type and RNA-binding motif-containing protein 1
Exons: 4
Coding region: 160-744 (194 amino acids)
Biological process (GO): mRNA splicing, via spliceosome
Cellular component (GO): U12-type spliceosomal complex
Molecular function (GO): zinc ion binding; RNA binding
Source: RefSeq, a predicted model, not a curated record